This is a messenger RNA of Lampris incognitus (smalleye Pacific opah), 17925 nucleotides long. It is a transcript of the gene mdn1, whose product is annotated as midasin AAA ATPase 1. The coding region runs from base 148 to 16761 and encodes 5537 amino acids. The transcript has 102 exons. Gene Ontology annotation, cellular component: nucleus; preribosome, large subunit precursor. Gene Ontology annotation, molecular function: ATP binding; ATP hydrolysis activity. The record is from RefSeq and is a predicted model, not a curated record. Lineage: Eukaryota; Metazoa; Chordata; Actinopteri; Lampriformes; Lampridae. Gene Ontology annotation, biological process: ribosomal large subunit assembly; rRNA processing.
CGUGCUUGUGUGUUGUGAUACAGCUCAAGGAGACAAGUGAUGAACCUCGCUGUUUGUUAAAUUAACAGUAGAUAAACGUUUUGCUUUGCAGAUCGCUUCAGGUUAUUUCCGCUGUAGAUCGCCCCUGCAGAAACGACAAAUGGUACGAUGGAAAAUUUAGAAUUGAGCCUGUCAUCAUUGGGCACCAUAUCCAGACAUAUUGACAAAAGUCACAACGAACUAAGCCCGUAUUUGUCAAAACAGAUAUGGAGCCAGCAGGACAGGCAAUGCAUUUUGGGAUGCUUAGCUCAGCUGCUGUUGGAGAAGGAUUACACUUUGUUGAUUUCACGACAUCUACGACCCCUUGUUCUCGACUUGCUGGAGAGGAAUGCAGAGAGGGUCAAAUCAGGUGGCAGAAUUAAUCAUGAUCUCCACGAGCGCUUAUGUGUGGCCCUCAGCAAACUCCUCGGUGUCAGUCCGGAUGCUCAGGCGUUUGCUGCAAGAUACUUCAGCGAUGCUCCACCAGUGUUUCAGAGGCUCUUCUUCACAAGUGAAGAGUCUUCAUCUGUUCAGUAUGGGCCCAGGAGGAUGAAGCUACGCGAUCUUAUGGGGGCCACCUUGCGUUUCCUCCAGAGUGAUUGUGCCAAGUUUCGAGUGCUCUGGGACUGGAGUCCUUGUGUGUCCCAGCUGCUCACCAGUGAUGUGAUGGUUAGAGGGUACACUGCUCAUUGUUUAGCAGUUGUCUCUCGCAUGACUGAUAACCAGAAAACCAUCUUUCUGAGAAAAGUGCUGACAAACGAUGAGAUCCUGCACAUGAAAAUUAAAGCUUUGGAAGAAACUCAGCAGAUGCAGGUGGAAAAGGCCCUGGUAUUAGCUAAUCAGGGCUCUGUCAUGUGGCGCCAGGAGAAGGCUAACAAGUUUACCAGGGGCCAGGUGGUUUCAGAAGACCUGUCUCUGAACGUUGUGGCAGUGUGUGGCGUGGUACUUCCUAGGAUAGUACCAAGACAGACAGAACAGAUAAUCCAAAAGGAUUUGGUACUAGUGGACUCAACAUGUCGUAAUUUGAGACGACUCGCACUGGCUGUGGCUUCCCAGAAGGCAGUUCUGCUCGAGGGACCUAUUGGAUGUGGUAAAACUGCCCUGGUGGAGUUCAUGGCUGCUGUCACCGGACACAUGAAAGCUGCCGAAAUCCUCAAGGUCCAACUUGGGGAUCAGACUGACAGCAAGAUGCUCCUGGGGAUGUACCGUUGCACAGAUAUACCAGGGAAGUUUGUGUGGCAGCCAGGCACCCUUACACAAGCUGUUUCCAAAGGCCAGUGGAUCCUCCUGGAAGACAUUGACCACGCACCUCUUGAUGUGAUAUCUGUGCUCCUGCCUCUAAUGGAGAACAAGAAGUUAAUGAUUCCUGGGAGGGAGGAUUGCAUUGAUGUUGCCCCUGGAUUUCAGUUCUUUGCAACAAGAAGGAUGUACUACAGUGGUGGCAUUUGGCACAGACCUCAGAGCACCCAUGCAGCACUUUUGGACAAGUACUGGACCAAAUUGCAAAUGGGGAACAUGACAAGAGAGGAGCUGAAAAAAGUUCUCGUCAGCAAGUACUCCAACCUGACCAUGAUAGCGGACCGUCUCUUGGACAUCUACUGCCAGCUGACUGGGGACAGACACCCUGACCAGGACCCAGCUCUGCUGGCCAGCUCAAGCAGCCUGCAAAUCCCAGGGGAGUCCCAGCAGAAUAAACAUGAAGACAAGACCACAUCCCUGGAGGGUAGAGCUUUGUCAUUGAGGGACGUACUCAAAUGGUGCGAGAGGAUCAGCGGCAAGUUUGACAGCACGUCAGCAGCCACAGCACAACAUGUCUUCCAUGAAGCUCUUGACUGCUUCACAGCAAUGAUGUCUCAUCCAGAAAGUCGUCAACGAAUAGCUGAGAUCAUAGGAAGCAAGCUCAACAUCUCCAAAGAGAAGGCCCAGCACUUCUGCCUCAUGUACCAGCCUGGUAUCUCGCUAACUGAGCUGGAGGUCAUGGUUGGCAGAGUGACUCUGGAACGCAAGCAGAACCAAGUGGUGCAGCUGAGCAUGAAUAGCCAGACGUUUGCUGCCACGCGUCCCUCCGCGGUGCUGCUGGAACAGCUGUCAGUGUGCGUGACCCAAGGGGAGCCCGUCCUUCUGGUCGGCGAGACGGGCACAGGCAAGACCUCCACUGUACAGUACCUAGCCAAACUCACAGGACACAAGUUGCGGGUUGUGAACAUGAACCAGCAGAGUGACACCGCCGACCUACUUGGAGGUUAUAAACCGGUCGACCACAAACUCAUCCUGCUUCCUCUGCGUGAAGCUUUUGAAGACCUGUUCUCCCAGACCUACUCAAGGAAGCAGAACCUGACCUUCCUUGGUCAUGUACAGACCUGCUUCCGGGGCAAACGCUGGCAGGACCUGCUCAAACUCAUGGACCAUGUCUGCAAGUCUGCACUCACCAAGGAGCUGCAAGAGAAGUCUAAUGCUGCCUUGCUACAGGAGAAAUGGGAAGCCCUGGCCGAGAGACUGCAUCAGACCCAGCAGCAGAUAAGAGCCUGUGAAACAGCCAUGGUCUUUGCCUUCGUAGAGGGGACUUUAGCCCAGGCAGUUAAGAAAGGAGAGUGGAUCCUGCUGGAUGAGAUCAACCUGGCGGCAGCAGAAACUCUGGAGUGUCUGAGUGGGCUGCUGGAGGGCAGCGCAGGCUCCCUGGUGCUGUUGGACCGUGGAGACACAGAGCCCCUGGUUCGCAACCCGGACUUCCGCCUGUUUGCUUGCAUGAACCCAGCCACCGAUGUAGGGAAGAGGAAUUUGCCUCUGGGCAUCAGGAACAGGUUCACUGAGUUGUAUGUGGAGGAGUUGGAGAACGAGGGAGACCUGCAGAUUCUGGUGUCAGACUACCUCAAAGGGUUGAAUCCAAAUAGAAGCAUCAUCAACGGCAUCAUAAAUUUUUACCUGGUGGUACGUAAAGAGGCGGGCUCUCACCUGGUUGAUGGAACCGGCCACCGGCCCCACUACAGUUUGCGCACCCUCUGCCGGGCGCUGAACUAUGUAGCAGCCAACCCUUGCAGGAGUGUCCAGCGCUCACUCUUUGAGGGCUUCUGUUUGAGCUUUCUGACCCAGCUAGACAGAAGCUCACACCCUCUGGUCCAGAAACUGGUGUGUCAGCACAUUUUAGGAGGAAACGUCAAGUGUCUCAAACAACCCAUCCCGUCACCUAUGGACCAGCUCUGUGUAGAGAUGGAGGGCUACUGGGUGUUGCAGGGGGAGAUGGAGCCAGCUCUGGACCCCAGCUACAUUCUGACCACAUCAGUCAAGCUGAACCUACGUGACCUAGCCAGAGUGGUCUCUGCCAGGACUCAUCCAGUGCUCAUCCAGGGGGAGACGUCAGUUGGAAAGACAAGUCUGAUCCGGUGGCUGGCUGCAGCCUCCGGAAACCAGUGUGUGAGGAUCAACAACCACGAGCACACAGACAUCCAGGAGUACAUUGGCUGCUACUCCUCAGACGACAGGGGCAAGCUGGUGUUCAAAGAGGGUGUUCUUAUUGACGCAAUGAGGAAAGGUUACUGGAUCAUCCUUGAUGAGCUGAACCUUGCCCCCACUGAUGUCCUUGAGGCUCUUAACAGAUUGCUGGAUGACAACAGGGAACUCUUUGUGGCCGAGACACAAGAAGUGAUCAAGGCUCAUCCCAGAUUCAUGCUGUUCGCCACUCAAAAUCCCCCUGGCGCAUAUGGAGGUAGAAAGGUGCUGUCCAGGGCUUUCAGGAACCGCUUUGUGGAGCUGCACUUUGACGAAUUGCCAACCAAUGAACUGGAGACCAUCCUGCACCAGAGGUGUAGCCUUCCCCCCUCCUACUGCACCAAACUGGUCAAGGUCAUGCAGGACCUCCAGUCCUUCCGCAGGGGAUCAUCAGUGUUUGCUGGGAAACAUGGAUUCAUCACCCUCCGAGAUCUCUUCCGCUGGGCAGACCGCUAUAGGCUGGAAGAGCAGACAGUCGACUCUUGUGAUUGGCUACAACAUUUAGCAGACGAUGGGUAUAUGCUGCUGGCUGGGCGUGUGAGGAAACCGGAGGAGAUGACGAUCAUCCAGUCCAUACUCGAGAAGCACUUCAGGAGAACGGUGAACCCAGAAAACCUCUUCUCCCAGAAACAGGUCACCAGCCAGUUCAGUCCCUUCAUUGACAGCAUCGCUGGAGUUCCCGAGGAGUUCCGCCAUGUGGUGUGGACACAGGGCAUGAGGAGGCUGGCGGUCCUGGUCGGACGUGCACUUCGAUUUGGCGAAUCUGUCUUGCUCGUAGGAGACACAGGAUGUGGCAAGACUACUAUCUGUCAGCUGUUUGCUGCCCUGGCUGGACAAAAGUUCUUCUCCCUCAACUGUCACCUACACAUGGAGACCUCCGACUUUCUGGGAGGUUUAAGACCUGUCAGACACACACAUCAGGCCGAUGGUGAGGAUGGCAGACUGUUUCAGUGGCACGACGGCCCCUUGGUGCUGGCCAUGAAACAGGGGGGUGUUUUCCUCAUGGAUGAGAUCUCCCUGGCAGAUGACUCUGUGCUGGAGAGACUCAACAGUGUUCUGGAGACUGAGAAGUUGCUUGUGCUGGCGGAGAAGGGCAGCAGGGACAAUGAUGAUGUAGAGAUGAUCACAGCAGCCGCCAGCUUCCGUCUGGUGGCCACCAUGAACCCUGGCGGAGAUUUUGGCAAGAAGGAGCUCUCUCCUGCACUACGUAACCGUUUCACGGAGAUCUGGUGCCCACAGAGCAAUAGCCGCAGUGACUUGGUGCAGAUCAUCCAACACAACCUGCGUACAGGCCUGUCGCUGGACGGCGGAGAUAUUGCCGAGCUGAUGCUGGACUUCAUCGACUGGCUGAUGCAGCAGGACUUUGGCCGGCGCUGCAUCCUAAGCAUCAGGGACAUCCUGUCGUGGGUCAACUUCCUCAACGCUGUGUGCGAGCGCGAUGAGGACGGGUUCAUGACUAUGGGGGCCAUCGAGGAUGAGGAGGAGGCUGAGUGGAACCUCAGGCUGGACACCGUCACUGCCUUCAUUCAUGCCGCCUGUCUGGUCUAUGUAGACAGCAUCGGCUCAGGGACUACGGUGUCCUGUGCAGACAAUGCCCUCCUGGCACGUAGGAUGUGCCUUGGAUUCCUAAAGCAAAGGCUGACCAAAAUGACCAAACUGGACCAGGAGAUGCUGGACACCCUGCGGGUCUAUGACACCAGCCUGCCCCGAGAGCCCCAGUGGGGAGAAGACUUCUUUGGCAUUGACCCCUUCUACAUCGCCUUAGGACCUCAGAGUGAGAAUCGUAACCUGUCAGACUAUGCCAUGGCAGCGGGCACCACAGCGGUGAAUGCCCAGAGGCUUCUGCGGGCCUUGAAGCUGCAGAGGCCAAUGCUGCUGGAGGGCUCACCCGGUGUGGGAAAGACCAGCCUGGUCGCAGCCUUAGCAAAGGCCUCUGGGAACCACCUUAUCAGAAUCAACCUCUCCGAGCAAACCGAUGUGACGGAUCUGUUUGGAACGGACCUGCCAGUCGAAGGGGGUAAAGGCGGCGAGUUUGCAUGGAGAGAUGGCCCUCUGCUGGCUGCUUUGAAGGCUGGCCACUGGAUCGUCCUGGAUGAGCUUAACUUGGCCUCCCAGUCAGUGCUGGAGGGUCUCAACGCCUGCUUUGACCACCGGGCAGAGAUCUACAUCCCAGAACUGGGCAUGAGCUUCAAUGUGCAGCAUGAGAAGACCAAGAUCUUUGGCUGCCAGAACCCCUUCACCCAAGGCGGAGGGCGUAAAGGAUUGCCCAAAUCCUUCCUGAACAGAUUCACUCAGGUGUUUGUGGACCAGCUCACUGCUAAAGACAUGGAGUUCAUUGGAGACUCAAUUUUCCCCAAAAUUGACAAACAGAUCAUCUGUAAAAUGGUGGAGUUCAGUAACAAGCUUGUUCAUGAGGUGUCUGUGGAGAGAAGGUGGGGUCAGAAAGGCGGCCCCUGGGAGUUCAACCUGCGCGACAUGUUCCGCUGGUGUCAGCUAAUGCAGGCAGAUCAAUCGCCGGGGUUCUUCAACCCGGGCCAGCAUGUGGGCCUGGUGUAUACAGACAGGAUGAGGACAGAGGUGGACAAGACCCAGGUGCUGUCUAUGUUCAGGAAGGUGUUUGGGGAGGACUUUGAGCCAUACACGGGCUCUAGACAGUUCCACAUCACGCCGCUGAACCUGCAGGUGGGAUUCUCAGUCCUGCAGCGGAGUGGUGGAGCCCCUGUGGCCCUCGACCCUCCCCUGUCCAUCACACAUCAGGCCCUGCGACCCCUAGAGUCUCUGAUGAAGUGUGUGGAGAUGGGAUGGAUGUCCAUAUUGGUUGGCCCCACGGCCAGUGGGAAAACCAGCCUGGUGAGGCUGCUGGCUUUGCUGACAGGCCAUCGCCUCAGGGUCAUGGCCAUGAACAGUGCUAUGGAUACCACAGAGUUGCUGGGAGGCUUUGAACAGGUGGACAUCAUGCGGCCAUGGCAACAAGUGCUGGAAAGUGUGGACUACAUAGUUGCCAUGGUGACGCGGCGGGGCCUGAUGUCGCUGGAUGUUGGCGUGCAGGACACCGAGUUCCUGCUGAAGACGUGGGGCCUCUUCUGUCGCUGGCUGAAGGAGUCGGGGCUUGAGCGGACGGGGGGCACGGUCAAUUCUGAAGCCCUCAACAAGCUGGAGGUCAUCAUCCUCCUCCUGCAGAAACUCAACACCAAACUCAAAGUGUUCACAGACAUGUCCAAGCUGCAGAUGGACUUCACACAGCUGAAGGAGCGUCUGGCUCAGUUGGAGGAUGGAUGGACCAACGGUGGCUUUGAGUGGCUGGAUGGCAUGCUGGUUCAGGCCUUGCAGGCUGGUGAUUGGCUUCUGAUGGACAACGUCAACUUCUGCAGCCCCUCUGUUUUGGACCGUCUGAAUGCCCUCCUGGAGCCCGGUGGAUCCCUGACCAUCAACGAACGUGGAGUCAUUGAUGGAACCACCCCUCAAAUCACCCCACAUCCCAACUUCAGGUUGUUCCUGACCAUGGACCCCGUGCACGGAGAGAUCUCCAGAGCCAUGAGAAACCGAGGAGUCGAGAUUUACAUCCCAGGGGAACACGAGGGGGUCUGCUGGGACAUGCUAGACCUUAAGACGGUGCUGCACACCGCGGGGGUGACCGGGGAUUGCGUGUGUGAUCUGCUGAUUCAAAUACACACAAGCAUCAAAGCUGCCAUCUGGGACUCCCCAGCCUCCUCUGUGGCUUCCCUGCUCCAUGCCGCUACCCUGCUUUCCUGCCAGCUCCAGAGAGGUGUGGAUCUACCCAGUGCCCUGCAGCAUGCCUGCGGAGAGGCCUACACUGUGUGCCAGCGCACCACUGCUAGCCAAAGGACAGCACAGCAUGUGAUUGAGCAGCAUCUGGCUAUUCUGGACACGGAGGACUGGGGCAGCGGGCUGCUGUGUGCUGGGGUUUGGCCAGAUGGAUUCCCCUCCGCACUGCUUUCCACCGAGGACUCCUGCUUCUCCUCUGUCCUCCGCGAUGGCCAAGUCCUCUCUUUCUGUCUGAACACCCUCAGCCUGCAGGGCAAACGGAAUCGCCCUCUUAGCCUGAAUGACCUGAAAAGGGCCCUGCAGAGCUGCGGUACCCAUGAGGGGUUGGCGUUUUCUGGAGGAGUUGUGGAUCUGGAGGACGGCGACGCCCUGCGCCUGAUCCCCACGGCUGUCCGACUCCUCACUGAGAGAGCUUCCCACGGAGACUGGAUCCUCCGCAGCCACUGGCUCUCUCACCUGGGCAAGAGCUACAAAUUCGCUCCCGAUCCAGCACUGGUCCAGGUGGAGGCGGGAAACAGGGCCCUGAAGGCUGUUUUCAGCAGCAAGCUGGCCGUCAAGGGCAAGUCUCUUACAGAGCUGCUCCAGCCACACAGCACAGAUGAAUACAGGAUCCUGGUGGACAUGCGAUGGAACAAACAGUAUCUGGAUAUUCUGGCCAACAAAUGUAACUUUGAGGACGAGGAAAGGUACACAGAGUUUCUGGAGGCCUUGAACGCAGUUGCCAACAGGAUUGUUCUGAUGAUGGACAGAGAGGAGCGGUCUGUCAACUGCACCUGCGCCAUCAACCUGUCUGCGCAAAACUGUGCAUUGAGGAUAGCCACAGCCUUCAGCAAAGGGUCUGUGGACAUUGGCCAUCUGCCUCACCCAGUGCUGAUGCACCUCCGUACCUUCUUUGACCUGUGGGACUCCUUCACCCUGCAGGCGGUGCAGACUGGACAGCCAUACAUCUCAGACCACAUCAUGUUUGAGAUUCUACAGCUGCUGCAGUGGCGAGACCGCUUCUGGGACGUAUGCAACACACUUCCUGCCGACUCCCAGGGCAUCUCCGUCCUCUCGUUACACUGGCAGUGGGUCCAGAAACACCUCAUCCUCAGGCUUCCUCAGCUCCUCCUUGGAGAUGCGGCUGCCACCUUCGAAGGUCAGCUGGCGCUCGAGACUGUCUCAGCUGCUAUCCAGACUGUAUUGUCAACCCCGGUCUCUUUGGCCACCGCUCUGAAGGGCAUCCAGAAGACACUGGGAAAAGCACUCCCAUUCAAGUUGGAUUCUGUUGCUGAGUGUGCUUCAAAGUUGAAGAUCCUCUGCAAAUCUCUGGAUGUGAGUGAUUUGAGACUGGACUUCACCUCGACCCCGUGGAAGCAGGAGCUGGUUCGACUCCAGGGUGCCGCCCUGGGGCUAGACACCAAGGAAAGCCUCCUAGAAGCCUGUGGCCUCUUGCUGCUAGCUAACAACCAGCUGGAUACACAGAGAUCUGGUGUUUUGGAGAGGUUGGUGUCCUGUGUGGAGAAGCAGCAGAGUGAAAUGACCUCCCGCAGUCUCCUGCAGGAGCAUGCCAUGUGUGGGGAGGGGGAGGGGAGGGGAGGUGGGUCGCCCCUCACCAGGGAGGAGCUUCAGCAGCUCAGCCGCAGGGUGCAGCUCUGGCCACUGAUGGAGGAGCUGGCGGUGCUCAACCAGCUACGGCUCAGUACAGACCUCCUGCGCCUGGCUCUCACACAGGGGGACCAGGAGGCUGAGGACGGCUUACGUCAGGAGCUCUCCCGGCAUCUUCGCUUUUGCCUUCAGUCCACUCCCAUGAACAUCAGUCAGCUCCAGACGCUCUGGUUCCUGCUCAGCAGUGAGCGGCCAGCGGAGGAGCUACAGUUUGUGUGGUGUGAGCUGCUCUCUGAGGCCCUGGCUGCCAUGUGGAACAACAGUGUGACCUCUGACCCAGACCGCUGGCUUCAGUGGAACCCCCUGUGUUCUGAGACCCAACUGACCACUAAGUCACGCCACGGAACAGAUAGCACAGGUCCCCCCUUGCUGAGUAAAUCAGUGUGGUCGCGGUGCAUACUGGGAGUUCUGAGCAGCAGUGACACCGGGGGUCAAUGGGACCCCUCAGGAACGGCCCUCCUCACCUCCUCCCAUGUCACACUGGGGGAGUGGAGGGAGAGGAUACAGCAGCUCCAGGAUGUCACUGCCGUGCUGUGGGACAACAUGGCUAUUGCUGCCCUGGCUGAGUUCAGGGGCACAGACUUCAGGCUUCAGGGCAUGGUCCUGCGCAGGCAGCUCCAGAGCAUGGCUCACCUGCUGCCCCCCAGCCUGCAGGAGGGUUACAUGGAGAGCUGCGAGAGCCUGGUGGAGGACCAGGACCCCCUGAUCGCUGCGCAGGAGAUCCAGACAGCUUUCGGGGACUUCCUGCCCCCCAACCUCCUCCCCGAGGGCCUUCUGGAGGCUUGCAUGACCUGCCUGCAACAGUACAUACAGAGCAAAGUUCAGGAAACCAACCAAUUUGCCCGCUCUGGAGUGUUCUGGAUCAACAUGGGCUUGUCACAGAUCAAAGUGUGGACGCCACAGACAAUCUUUGACCCCGCUGUGAAGAGGGCCUACAAGCUCAACUACGCUCAGGAGGAGCUUGCUUUGCUGCAGGAGGAGUGGCGAGGACGCAGCCUGUCCUCCCAGCUGCUAACAGGAGCAGUGUUGGAAGAGAGCAGCACCACUGAUGGUUUCCAACACCCUCGGAUCAGGUACCUCUGGAUCCGUAUGCAGCAAGUUAAGGAGCAAAUCGCCGAGCUGUCCAGGAAGCAGGCAUGUCGUCCUCACGAACCCCAGUAUGGACGGCUGUUCCAGGAGCUCCAGCACUACCUCUGCAGUAUUGGCCAGGCAUCUGCUGUGGAAGACCUCCUCUCCCACCUGCUUAAGGCCCUGCAGGGGUCUUCCUCCAAAUCCAGAUCAGGGAUCCAGGCGCUGCUGAAAGAAGAAGCCGUGUGGCAGAACUCGCAACAACGCUUUGCCCAGAGGCUCCUGGAGGAGUACCCAUUGUACCCAGAUGUGGUUGGGCCACUGCGCACUGGUAUCCUCCAGCUCAGACAUGGCAUGAGGCUAGUGGCUUCCCAAGUAUCCGCCUUGCUCACCCCGACGCCAGGCUUGCCCAAACUGGUGUCCUGCCUACUGGCCUUUCCCUCUCUGUCACCCAGCCUACCCUCCUACCUGGCCCGGGCCGACUUCCUGUGCUCCAGGGCUUGCAUGGACACACUGCGCGGCCUGGCGAAGCUCCGGCCCCCGCAGGACCCUGAGCAUGUUAUUCCACAGUCAUCCACCUUGCUGUUGAAUGCUCUUCUCUAUGUGCAGUGCCAUGCCAUAUCAACUGGACAGCUCAGCGAUGAGACACACAAUCUCUUUAGACACAUUUGUCAGGCUCUUGUGAAUGAGUGGGACGAGCAGGAGAGACGCCGGCGGGAAAAAGAGCAACUGGAGGCCAGCCUGUACCGGAACCGGUCUCGGCUUCAUGGGUCUGGCCUGACCGAGGACGAGCAAGAGGAGAAGGACUUCAGACGCUGCUUCCCUCAGUUCAGCAAGGAUUUUGCUGACAUCACCAAUCAGCACAGCCUAGAGAGCCCGGCCCAAGAGGCUGAGGAAGAGGAAGAGAAUUCUGAUGAGUCCAGCGAGGGUGGCGUUCUGUCUGCGACCGGCAUGAACACUGUGGUCCAGGUCCAUCAGCGCCUGUGUCUGGGUUACGCCCGGUCCCUCUGGUACCAAAGUGCAGCCCCGGCCUAUCACAGCAAAGAACACGUCAGAACCCUGAUCUCAUCCUAUCAGAUCGCUGCCCCUGUGAUAUCACGCUUCUAUCAUUUGAUGGAUGCAGAGUUGGACCAACAGCUCAGUGGCAGCCAGCUGCUGCUCAGCGCCGUCCUCCAGAACACCGUUCAGGGUUCUGCAGGUCCUGAUGGCUUGGCUGUCCAUUUAGAAGGGCCGUACGACUUCUACCAGCAGCCCAAUAUGAGCGAGACCCGGUGCUGUCUUCCUAUUCUGGAACAGCUAAAUGUUGCUGUCAAGCAGAGGCUUGAUGAGUGGCCAGAUCACCCAGCACUAGUACAGUUGACUGUGGUAAUGGAGAGAAUCAUGGCCUUCAGUCUGGCCAGCCCACUGGCCAAGUUCCUCAAUGGCAUGGAAAUCCUACUCAGUAAAGCACAGGACUGGGAGAACAAUGCCAGUCGCUCUGUGUCUCUGCGGAAGGAACUGGAACCAGUCACUCAGAUCAUUAUCCAGUGGCGCAAACUGGAACUCAGCUGUUGGUCGAGUAGUCUAGACAAUGCCAUGAAGCGCCACACGGAGAAGUCAACCAAACACUGGUUCACUGUCUACCAGCUGAUUGAGCGAUAUCUAGAGGAACAAAGAAACUACACCAAUGCAGAAGAGGUGGAGUGCCUAUCCUCUUCCUCAGUGGCCUCCACUCUCCAGGCCUUCAUGGAGAGCUCCACACUUGGCGACUUCCACACCCGACUGGAAAUGUUGCUCAGCUUCCACUGCCACCUCCUUUUGGUUCCCAAACAGCAGGGAAAAGAGACUUUGUCAAGUCUUCUUUGGAACCUGCACACAUACUAUGCUCAGUUCUCCGAUUGCAUCCAAUCCAAAAUCACUCAGCUCAGACAGCCCAUUGAAAAGGAGCUCAAGGACUUUGUGAAGAUCUCCCGGUGGAACGACGUCAGUUUCUGGUCUAUCAAACAGUCAGUGGAGAAGACACACAGGACGUUGUUCAAGUUCGUAAAGAAGUUUCAGGAUGCACUGAACAGUCCCUGUGCUCCUUCCCUGGUGGAGCAGGGCUCCAGUGCCAACUUGGACAGUGUAGAUACAAACCCUGAAGAGACCCCCCUCCACCGGGUUCACCAGACUCUGAAGACCAUCCUGCCAGGGAAGGGCAGAGACUUACAGAAGGAAGUCCCAGAUGAGGCAGCUGAGACCUCAUCUCUCCAGGGUCGUCUACCUGUUCUGACCAGGAAGAUGAAGAAGAUGUGUGUCCAGUUGGUGAAGACAAACCCUGCUCCUGGGCUGGCUGAGGACUUGGACAUUUUCACUGGUGAGAUCAUCAGCAACCUCCGUGACCUGCAGAGCCUCACCAUCGACUCGUCUGCAGAGAAGGAGAAGCAGAAAGCCGAGGUCAAACACAUCCUCCAGCAGAAGCAGAGAGCUUUGGCCGACCUGUUCAAGAUGCUCACAGAAAUAGGUCUGUCCUACCGUAAAGGGCUGGCGUGGAGCCGGAUCGCCGACCCAGAGCAGACUCUCUGUAUGCAGCCACUAGAGAUGACCACGGCCCUGUCUGCUGUCAGGACCCAGGACCAGACCGAGAAAACGUUGUUUACAGACUUGACAGCCGCAUGGGAGGGAUGUCAGAAAUACUACUACCGUUCGUGGGCUAGAAGAACCGCACUGCAGACUGCUGUCCGGUGCGCUGCCAAGGAGCUAGGUUUGGGGAACAUAGAGCGUUGUAGAGGCUUCUCCUCUCACCUGUUCAAGCUGCUUCUGAGGCAGAGACGACGGCUAGCCAAGUUGACUGAACAGUGGGUUCAUCUCAGGAGGUUAACAGUCAGCAUCCAGGGUAUCCAGGACCACCUACAAACCCUCAGCGGGGACUCGGGUAGUGCCCUACCUCCUCAGACUGUUCUCCAGGGCUGGGUGAGCAGGGGCCAGGCCCUGGCCGCCCAGUGUACCACUCUCCUCCAGCAGCUGGCUUUGCUGCUGCAGAGUUGCCCAGAGGACCUCCAGCAGAAAGAGGCACCGGGUGACUCAUCGUGUAGGCAGCACACCCUGAGGUGCCCGUCCCCCCUGGCGGCCCACCAGCAGCCCCCCGGCUGCCUGAUGCGGAGGGGCGAUGCUACCUGGUGCCAGCUGAGCCAGUGUGUGGCCGCCAUGCUCCAGCAGACCCACGGUGUUAAGAUGGAGCUCGACUCUGUGUCAAAGCAGGGUUCAGAGGGGGCCCUUCAUACAUGGAAUCAUUUUGGCGUGUGCUGCUCCGGCUUCGACCGGCUUGGCGCUGUGGUAGCCCAAAUGCCCGACAUGGAGAAGCUGUUCACACCAGCUGUGUGUGUAUGCAGCGCAGACAGCCAGCCGGCCAUAGCUCGAGGUCUGAAGUACAUCCGAGGAGAAGUGGAGGCCAGCCUCACCGAGUUUACCACCUGGAAGACCCAGCUGCUGUCUCUAGGGCAGGAAAAUACAGGCCUCCAACACGUGUUUCAUUCAGAGUUCUCCGCUGAGCUGGAAAAAACCGUCACCACCGUGCUGUGUGCCAUUCAGAGGCUCGUGAAGAGGAGGGAAAGUGAGCAUAAGAGAGAUGAGCAUGGACACGUCAAGAGAGAGAGUGAUGAAGAGGAGGACGAGGAGGAGCCCGUGGAGGAUCUGCUGAAGCCCGGACACCUGAGCCGCCUCCUUGAGGAGGACCUUGCGGCUGAGGUGACAUGUCUGUCGCUGGGGGAGGUGAGCUCCGCGGUGGAGGAGCUACUAGUUCAACUCCGGACGCACAGGGACUCCUGCCAGCAGCAGCACCUCCAGGAGCUGAAUGAGGCAUGCAGGAUGCUGGUGCGUCUGGAGCCCCUGCUGGCAGUGUACUCUGACCUGGUCCGAUUCUUCCUGGCUGUCUCACUGGGAGCCCACAGGAGCACAGGGAAGCUGCUCUCUGUCCUGGCCAGCAUCUUCACCGAGCUCGCUCAGAAGGGCUUCUGCUUGCCGCAGGAGCUGAUGGCAGGUGGAGACGGCGAGGGAGCCACGGAGUUCCACGACUACGAGGGUGGAGGCAUCGGAGAGGGGGAAGGCACCAAAGACGUCAGCGACAAGAUUGAGAAUGAAGAGCAGGUUGAGGACACCUUCCAGGAGGGCCAGGAGAAGGAGGAACAGCAGGAGAAGGGACAAAUAAAGGCGGAGGAUAAUGCCAUUGAAAUGUCGGAGGACUUUGAUGGCCAGAUGCAUGAUGGGGAUGUUCAGGAGCCAGGGGAUGAUGAAGAGUCAGAUAAAGAUGAUGAAGAAGAGCUUGAUAAAAAGAUGGGCGACCUGGGUGAGGGCCAGACAGACACUCUGGAUGAGAGAAUGUGGGGCGAUGAUGAGGAUGAUGACGAACAAGAAGGAAGUGACAAAGAGGAAGAGUCUGGCCAAGGCAUGGACCAGGGUGAAUCUCAAUUGGUCGCCAAAGAUGACAAUUUGGGCGCUGCAGAUGCCAACAAAAAGGACCAAAACAAUCAGGACAGAGACGAAGAAUUGAAUGAAGACGAGAAAGAGAAGAUCCACGAACAGGCAGAUGAGAGGGAAUUUGACGAGAAUGAGGUGGACCCCUACCACGGCAAGCAGGACAAGAAACCCGACCCUGAGGCCAUGGACCUGUCUGAAGAGCUCAACCUGGACAAGGAGGAUGAGGAGGCCGGCAAUGAGGAAGAGGGAGACGAGAAUCCAUUUGACAUGGACGAGAAGCUCGGGGCCGCGGGUGAGAAGGAGGGCGGAGAAGAGGAGGACGAGGGGGGAGCGGAGGGGAUAGAGGAAGACCAGCCCGACCAACCGGGGGAGGAGAACGGCCUGGAGCCCAAAGCUGAGGAGGAAGAGGAGGGAGGAGAUGAAGGGGCCGAGGAGGAUAAGAAUUCGGCUGAGAGAGAUGAGGAGGGAGAAGGGCAGGAGGAAGAGGAGAAGGAGGACAGGGGACAAGAGGCAGGAAAAGAAGAGGAUCUGAUGAUUCCAAAUGACCAAGGCCAGAAACCCAAGGAGGAGGAGGACGGGGAAGGAGAUGAUGACGAAGAACAACCGGAGUCUUCAGGGAGGAAGGAGCACAACACAGACGGACAGACCGGAGAUCAGAACGUCCAGAGUGACACUGCUGUGGAGCUGGCUGGGGAGGCGUCGGAGAAAGACCAAGCUAAAGAGGAGCAUGGGAGUGGAGCUGCAGACGCCAGCCAGUUCGAGGGGCACGAGUCAAAGCUAACAGCCAGAAUGGCUUCGCAGAGACAGACACAGAGCAAGACCCAGAGCUUCAAGCGGAAACCCGGACGAGCGGACAAUGAGCGUUCGACCGGCGACUACAAUGAACGCGUCAACAAACGUCUUCGUACAGUGGAGAGUUCGAAGGAGCGGACCCAAGACAACAAGCAGAGUCAGGCCGAGAUGGAGUCAGAUCUGUAUGAGCACAUCAAACAGGGAGAGACAGCCUAUGACGCUCAGACAUACGAUGUUGCCAGUGCAGAUCAGCAGAAACAGGCUGGGCAACAGCAAGACCAAAUCCAAGACGAGGACGAUGUUGCCAUGGAUACAGAGGAACAGGAAGAGGACCUGAAGGCCGUUGAGGCCCAAGAACUAAAGCCCGAGCAGCUAGACUCCACCAAGGCCUCCCAGAAAGGUCUGGACAGUGGGGAGAUGGAGGCCCAGCAGUGGGGAGAGGAAGAGAAAAGUGAGGAGGAUAAAUGGAAGGAUAGACAACAUCCCAGUGACGUAGAGCAUCCAGAGCGGAGCACAGAGUCCACAAUUCACACCGUCCCUGAGCUGUUGUUGGAACAAACACAGAAACCAGUGCAAGAUCCAGAGAAGAUGAGAAGGGAGCUGGAGCUCCAGCUGGAAGCCUGGCAUAAACAGGCGCCAGGGACUCCAGAGGAGGAGAGUGUGGCGGCAGCCAUGUGGCACCAGUACCAGACGUUGACCUCUGCCCUCUCCCAGCAGCUGUGUGAGCAGCUUCGGCUCGUCCUAGAACCCACUCAGGCCGCCAAGCUGAAAGGCGAUUAUCGAACGGGGAAGCGCCUCAACAUGAGGAAGGUCAUCCCCUACAUCGCCAGCCAGUUCCGCAAAGACAAGAUCUGGCUGAGGAGAACCAAGCCCAGUAAGAGAGAGUACCAGAUCUGUUUGGCGAUCGACGACUCCUCCAGCAUGGUAGACAAUCACUCCAAGCAGCUGGCCUUUGAAUCCCUAUCGGUAAUCGUCAAUGCUCUCACUCUACUGGAGGUUGGCCAGGUGUCUGUUUGCAGUUUCGGUGAAACGGUGCAGCUCCUCCACCCCUUCCAGCAGCCGUUCAGCGACGAGUCCGGAGCCAGAAUCCUGAGGCUUUGUCAGUUCCAGCAGAAGAAGACCAGGAUAGCACAGUUCUUGGAGACUUCCUCCAAAAUGUUUGCAGCAGCGCAACAGCAGAACCCACUAUCUACAAACUCAGAGACGGCCCAGUUACUGCUCAUCGUGUCUGAUGGCAGGGGGCUCUUCCUGGAGGGGAAGGAGAGGGUGUCUGCAUCUGUAAUGGCUGCCCGCAAUGCCAACGUGUUUGUCAUCUUUGUGGUGUUGGACAACCCAAACUCCAGGGACUCCAUCCUAGACAUCAAGGUGCCCAUAUUUAAAGGGCCAGGAGAGUUACCGGAGAUCCGUUCCUACAUGGAGGAGUUCCCCUUCCCUUUUUACAUCAUCCUGCGGGACGUCAACGCCUUGCCGGAGACCCUGAGCGACGCACUGAGGCAGUGGUUCGAACUCGUCACUGCAACCGACCGGUAGACCAAUGAGAAGCCAUUCUUAGGAGGGGGGCAGGGACGACAAACAAAACACACGGGGGAGGGACAGCACUCAACUGCACAAUGCCACUCUGCUGCUAGCCUCUCUACAAGAACUCUAAUGACAACAAAAAGACAAAGAACUCAAAAAUAAAACAAACCGGACUGCCGCUGUACAUGUGCCUUUAUUUUCUUAUUUUGAUUCUAAUUUUAUUAGAUGCUGUAGAGUUUGAUAGCGAUCUUUGCUGGGGUUUUUUCUUUUUUGUCUGUGUCAUCAGGGGAAUUCUUGACGUUUCUUUUGUAAUGUAACAAGGAUUGCUUUAACUUGCACGUCUCAUGAAAUUAUAGAAACAAAAAUGUGAUUCCCUUGCGUGUGAAACACCUCAGUGAUGAGUUGGUUGGUAAAUACCUCUUUUCCCCCACUGUAUUAUAACCCCCAACCCCCUGCUCUCAUGUUUGUGUGGAUGUUCUAGUCAGUGUUACAAUGAUCACAACAUCAUUCAUCAUCAAUGUGAACACAACAACUGAUGUACGGAGAUGACCGGUCGGAGUUGUGACUCUUGUUUUUGUUUUCUUUGUUUGCUUUUUUGUUUUCAUGGGCAGACGUUUGCAUAACAGAACCCCGUCACGAUAUCAUCGCAUAACCGUAGCAUGUUAUAUACAGCCUGGAUCAACUUUAGCAGAACGUUAAAAAAAAAUGUGCCUUGGAGAGGGAGGAAAUUGUAUUGCAAUUAACUUCACACUGAAAUCAGCCAUUGGAGUGAACGGCCGGAGGCCCCGAUCACAGCUCUGUAAAGAUCAGGAUUUUUAGUAAUUCAAUUCUUCUGCACUUUGAAGCACAGGGACUGCGGACUCCAGUUUUUUGAUAUAGACUCCAGUAACCAGUUUUGUGGUUUUAAAGACGCAUAUCUGCUGUGCUCAUUUUACAACCAUACUGUGUGACUUACAUCUGCAGAACGCGAGCUAGGAACUCAUCACUGUGUCCAUUAGGAGUAGACAAAAGGUGUUUUUGGUCUGUGCAUUGAAAUGUUAAUCGCCUAUGUGUUUUUAAACGUGGACAUACAUGUAAGGGGACAUCACAUGAUAUUUUAAAGGGCGUUUCCUCAUUGUCACCCAUCUCUUCAACCGUACCCAUGACACGUUGGAUCCCAAUAAUAAAACCGUUUCA